AUGGUGGGCUUCGUGUCCGCGCUCGCCGUCGAGGCCACCCGCGGCGACGGCCUCCUCUCGCAGGCCGGCAACGGCGCGGGGCUCGCGUGGUUCGCGUACACCGCCGCCGUCCUCUCCGCCGCGUCGCUGGCGCCGAUGCUCCAGGGGGAGAGCGCCGAGAGCAGGAGCGGCGGGGUCAUGACCGCCGAUGCCGAGCUCUGGAACGGACGCCUCGCUAUGAUUGGACUCGUCGCGCUCGCCGUCACCGAGUACCUUACCGGCGCGCCCUUCGUCAACGUGUAA
Messenger RNA from Miscanthus lutarioriparius, 282 nucleotides. The record is from the annotation of a GenBank genome assembly. Lineage: Eukaryota; Viridiplantae; Streptophyta; Magnoliopsida; Poales; Poaceae.